CAUUGCCCGCAGUGCGGGGGUACGACUUUGCGCGAGGGCUGACUGGCAAGCGGGCGCGUGGGAGCCAGAGCCCUUGCUGUGUGUGGCUCCUCGCAGAGCCCGUGCUGCCCUGGGCCGGACCGUCCGCAGGGGCGUGAACCACCGUGCUGCGACCGCUCGGGGUUCACCACCACUUUGGUGCUGUCCCAGCAGUCGCUCCUCUGGGCGCCGUACGGGCCAUUGAUACUGCUAAGUGCAGCCUGCCGGCCGGGCGUCUCACUGAGCAGCCCUUCGGAGAGAAAUGGACUCAGAAAUCAAGGAAGAAGUUCCUGUGCAUGAAGAAUUUAUUUUAUGCUGUGGAGUUGAAACCCAGGUCCUAAAAUGUGGGCCCUGGACUAACCUCUUCAAUGAGCCAAGAGCCAACAAGCCUAAGCUGCUUAUUUUUAUUAUUACAGGUAAUCCAGGUUUUUCUGCCUUUUAUGUGCCAUUUGCAAAGGCUUUGUACUCCUCAAUAAACGGACGCUUUCCGGUUUGGGUUAUCAGUCAUGCUGGGCAUGCUUUCGUCCCCAAAGGCAAGAAGAUUCUUACAACUUCAGACGAUUCAAAUGCUCAAAAAAUCAACGACAUCUACGGACUGCAAGGUCAAGUGGAACACAAGCUAGCUUUCUUGAGAACUCAUGUGCCAAAGGAAACAAAACUUGUGGUCAUUGGCCAUUCCAUAGGCUGCCAUAUUAACCUUGAGAUUCUGAAGCUUGCUCCUGAACUCCCAAUAAUUCGCUCCUUUCUGCUCUUUCCAACAAUCGAGCGAAUGUCGGAGUCCCCGAACGGCAGGAUCGCCACUCCGCUUCUGUGCUGGCUUCGAUAUGCUCUCUACGUUUUUGCUUACCUUUUGCUUAAACCGUGGCCUGAGAAAAUCAAGUCCUUUAUGAUCAGAAUUGGCCUUCGAAUGAUGAACCUACAGAAUGAAUUUUCGGUCCUGAAUGUAUUAGAACCGUUUUGCCUUGCUAAUGCUGCCUACCUUGGGGGCCAAGAAAUGAUGCAGGUGGUGAAGAGAGACAACGAAACCAUAAGGACAUACUUACCUAAGCUUACAUUUUACUAUGGAACUAUAGAUGCUUGGUGUCCAGUGGCAUACUAUGAAGACAUAAAGAAAGAGUUUCCUGAAGGAGAUAUCCGGCUCUGUGAGAAAAACAUCCCUCAUGCCUUUAUCCUCCGUUUUCCGCAGGAAAUGGCUGACAUGGUAGCUGGCUGGCUAAAGGACGAUCUGUCCAAAAUCUAAGUCCUGACCUGCAGAAACAUGACUGGGAACUAGUCCGUAGCAGCAGUGGCUGUGCCUUCUCUUAGUAACACCCUUAGUAGAUAAGUGUUCAUUGUUAAUGUUUGAUAUUAGACA
Molecule: messenger RNA, 1372 nt
Organism: Mustela erminea (ermine)
Lineage: Eukaryota; Metazoa; Chordata; Mammalia; Carnivora; Mustelidae
Gene: LDAH
Product: lipid droplet associated hydrolase
Exons: 7
Coding region: 281-1258 (325 amino acids)
Biological process (GO): lipid storage
Cellular component (GO): lipid droplet
Molecular function (GO): lipase activity
Source: RefSeq, a predicted model, not a curated record